UGUCGAUCAUCCGUUUCAGAUCCACCAGGGCUGUUUUUGUCAGUCUGACUGGAUACUGUCGUUGCUCUGCUUACCCGUGCAGUCGUCAUUCUUCAGUAAGACGCCUACGAAGCACACCCGGACUGUCGGUGACAUUCACCAUCAUACCACGGCUCCGAAGCCUUGUGUGGUACCAAAACUGCCCCCCACCAUUGCACAAUCGGACCCCUACGACGUAAGGGCUCGGCUGUCUUACCUUGGAUUGGGACCACAUCGACCCUACCUUCCCUAGCAUUUGUUGAAGUGUUGGUUCGGAGACCCUGAUCUUCUCCUAAUCAUCCAAGUCGGACUGCUAGCCUUACGCGUCGCUGAGAAUAACUACUUCGACUUUCCUCCACUGAUUCAAAAUUUAUUGUCAAUCUCAGAACCUCUCCCCAGUCGAACGAUUCGAACUCAAAACCAGCAUACUCUACUUCUCUCCUUCCCAAGUGCGACAUCGCCCUCUAGAAGUUCUACGAUGGACUCGCCAAACGUUGAACUAAUGUCUGCUCUAUCAUCACUAUACGAAACGGGGAAAUACUCAGAUCUAACUCUUGUUUGUGGCAUGAAAAGUUAUUCGGUGCAUCGCGCCCUCGUCUGUUCACGGUCCGAGUUCUUCGAAGGCGCCUGCCGCAAUCCUUUCCGCGAGUCGGAAUCUGGAAUUAUCGACCUGACGGAGGAUGAUCCUGAAGCUGUUGAGCAUAUGGUUAACUACUUCUACCACCUCGACUACCUGAAGAAGCCACUCUCCCACAAAUCGUCGCAACAGUCUCCUACACGAAAGUCACCCAUGUCGGCACAGCGAGCUCACUACGGAGGAUCGAAGAAGUUGGAUUUGACACUAUUAGAGGACCCACUGUUGGCGAUCAUGGCAGCUAAUACAGUGGGGGCAGCCCCUCCGUCUCCCCCAGACGAAGCGCAACACAUCCAGUUUCCUUCGGGGACCAGGAGCAGUAGCAUCAAUAACACGACUUCCACAAAAUUGCCUGAUACCCCGAUGGAAGAGCCGUUCGAUCAGAAUCCUUUCGAUGGGAAUGCCGAUCAGCCCGAGGAAAGUGUUGAGAAGGCAAAUUUGCUGCUGCAUGCGCGGGUGUAUGCAUUAGGUGAAAAAUACGGUAUCCCAGGGCUAAAGUCACUCGCACGUAACAAAUUUGCGGCCCAGAUCGAUCUUCAUCUCCAGAGUCCCGAAUUUCCAGAGGCUUGCCAAGAGGCCUAUGAGUCCACUGUCGAUUCUGACCGAGGCCUGCGCGAUGUCAUCAUCCAGGCCUUCCGUGCUCACCCCGAUCUCCCUCUUCGCCGAGAUGUCGAGCUCAUCGUACGUGAUACGCCGUCACUUGCCUUUGAACUCUUCAGAAUGGCGAGCGGCCUCCCCGUUCAUUCAUGAAACUUUGAUGAUCUCUUUGGAACCUUCGCUUCUUACCAUACAUUUUUUCUUACCCACGGCUGUGCCUUUUGUUGGACGACGUUUGCCCCAAUUCCAAAAUUCUUGUCCAUAUUGUUAUCAUUAUGAGGCAUCAUGUUCUUCUCCCUUUUUCGAAAGAUACCGACGAUCGCACGAGCAUUUCAUUCUCAUCGCUGGCUCCAUCGCUCUUACCAUCCACGGCGUUACACGGCGUCCUUGAUCUCUGUUUUUAAAAUGGUACGCAUCAUGCUACCACUUGGCAACUGUAGGAUUUAUCAAAUGGGGAAAUUUCUGCCAAUAUUGCUUUUUCAAUUCAUGCAAGACUUAGAUACCACAUUGAAUACUAGUAUUUCCC
Aaosphaeria arxii CBS 175.79 is the source of this 1775-nucleotide messenger RNA. RefSeq lists its product as uncharacterized. The transcript has 4 exons. NCBI's taxonomy places the organism in Eukaryota, Fungi, Ascomycota, Dothideomycetes, Pleosporales. The record is from RefSeq and is a predicted model, not a curated record. Bases 497 to 1402 code for a protein of 301 amino acids. Gene Ontology annotation, molecular function: protein binding.